Phragmites australis (common reed) is the source of this 1089-nucleotide messenger RNA. RefSeq names its product vegetative cell wall protein gp1-like. The record is from RefSeq and is a predicted model, not a curated record. NCBI's taxonomy places the organism in Eukaryota, Viridiplantae, Streptophyta, Magnoliopsida, Poales, Poaceae. The transcript is spliced from 4 exons. The coding region runs from base 1 to 1089 and encodes 362 amino acids.
AUGGCGGCGGAACCCCAGAAGGUGACCUGGGAGGUGGCACCGCAGAUGGACGCAUGGAUGGCGCCAGUCCUGGAGCGCAUCGACUUCCUACGCCAGGCCAGGCUUACUUCGGUGAUGGUGGUGGUGGACUACCUGUGCCGCUGCCUGGUGCCCCUGCCGGACCGGGCCCAGCCCUGCUGGGUGGACGACCUGAGCUGGGCAGAGCUCCCGUGGAAGGAGAUGGCGCUCUGCGCCAAUCCUGACCGGGUGGCGCUGCAGGCGAAGCUACCGAAGUUCGACGCCCAGGGGCUGGUCGACAGGCCAGGGCGCCAAAACCCUGGGACCAUUCAAAUUCCCGGGGUGGACGAGGCGGCUGGCGAGGAGGCCGCGAGCGAUCUAGCAGAGACCGAUGGUCCGGGCGCCGCAGGCGGUGAGCUGCAGGCCAGCGGUGGGGCUGCUGCGGGCAGCAGCCGCCAAGCUAGAAAAGGAGGCGCCGCCGACAGCGGGGCGGUGAUAGCGUCGGGGGACAGAGGGAAGCGCCCCCGGAUUUUCGUUCCUGCGCCGGCGUCCCCGCCAUCGUCGUCGCCUGGCGAGGAGGGAGGCCGGGGCGGUCAGUCGUUCAGCGUAGGGCCGUCGGAGGGGGCGGCAUCUGCGCCCGGAGACCGCACGGCGGCCCCGCAUAGCCCCCCGCUGAAGAAGAGGAGGGAGGACUCGGGGCCCAUGCCAUCGGGCCUGGGGUACAGGAUCCCGGCAUUGAGAUGGCCACCGGCGGAGGUGCCGAGGCCGGCUCCAGCCCCCGAGCCGAGCGCACCUGAGCCAAGCAUGCUGGCGGAGCCGGAGCCAUCAAGCACGCCAGCUGAGACGGAAACACAGGUGCCGCCCAGCCCCGAGCGGGUGGCAGCAGCCGUGCCCGGGCCGCCGGCGCCGGCUGAGUCUGCCCCGAGCGCGUCGAGCGUGGGGCGGUCAACUUCGUCGUGGGCGGUGCCUACAUGGCAAUUUUCGGGGACCCUGAGCCCCUCGGAGGAGGCUCGUAGAGGACCCAGUGCCCAGCCGUCGCCCAGCCAGCCGCCGACCCUCUCCCAGUCAUGCUGGGAAGCGCCCGGGAGGUGA